UUUUUCUUCUUGAAGGAGUGAAUACUCCUGCUAUUCAGAGCUAGCCAGCUAUGAGACAGGCCGACCUGAACGCAUCCAGCUAGAUGAAUGAAGCAGUGAGAGGUGAAAAGUUCAAACAAAAAUAAUUGGAUCAAAACAGAGCAAAAGUUCAUACAAUGGAAACAUUGAUUUUGCCAAUAUAAUUCCCUUUAGGUCAUACAUUACUCUGACCUAUUUCAGAAACAAAAUUACUAUUUACAAAGCAUUGUUAAAACAUCCAUACUGCUACACCAGAAGGUUUAAAACAAUGCUUCAUCAAUCACAAUUGGAAAAUGCUGUUAGCACUAUCCAUUUCUGUCUGUGUUUGGGAGUGGGCGUGGCAUUCAGAUCAGGUGAGGGGAAACAUUCGAACCACAGCAGGGAGAAUACGAUGGUGAUGGAACCGCACAGCCCAAUGAGCAGGACCGCCCACAUUGGACAUUCCGGUGCGACGCCAGGGGUUCCAAGUCAAAGUUGGAAGAUGAAAAGCGGGCUUGUUGGGCAGCAAUCGGGUCCGUUAGGUCUUUCGACAAGGAGGUCGCCGGAAAACGGGUGACUAGAUGAGCUGGAUUGUCAGGAGAUGUAGGGAGCUUCCACCACAAAUGGGUGUAUGCGUGUUGCUUGGCUCUUCUGUCUGUCUAUUGAUGUGUUCGUCUCUGACCUAAGAAGCAGAGGUUACUACCACGUUUUUCCGGUGUGUGUGUGUGUGUGUGUGUGUGUGUGUGUGUGUGUGUGUGUGUGAGUUAACAAUGAAGCUAACAGUGUUCUUUGGUUGUUGUUUCAAUGGUGGUCGUCGCAGAUGUGGCCGUGGGACGGGUCACUGCACUCCAAGCAGGGGUGUGCCAUCUGCGGAGGGAGUAGCUUGCAGUGGGUGGCGUGGAACCAGGUGGCAUGUUUAGCAACUUUGACAGCUGUGUGGGUGGUCAGUUGUACCUGGAAGGGGCUCAUCCACCGCUGAUGUUGCCAAUUCUUUCUGCAGGUGUUUUUUACCAGCACUUUGUCGCCAGGCUGGAUGUUGUGAAGAAGAUGCCUGCUCCGACAGAUUGGCUGGAAGAGCGUUAGAAAAAAGAACACAGUGGUCUUUGACUACACCACAAGGGCCCGUGUCGGGUUUGCGUGAAGCAGAGCCGUCAACAUAGAACACAAGGUCUGGGUGUUCAAGUAGAACAUCAGAAAGAGCAGAGCGAUGGGUGCAAACCUCUUGCAGGGCGGCGACACGAGUGUGGCUCACUAUCUUUCUGCAGCGACAUGAGGGUGGCCGGUUCAAGGUGUUGCAACUCUUCACCGUGAUGUCAGGCAGCCCAAGAAGGGUGGUGUGAUACUUAGCCACCGCGCAUUAGUCAUGUGGGACAUUGGCUGAUCAUGCAAGAUAGAGGAUAAUGGGAGCUGAGGAAUGAUUGCACUAUUAACAGCCUGCAGGUCUUGUACAAGGGCUGCACGGUGGCUGAGUGGUUAGCAUGUUUGCCACACAUUCAGGAGAUUGGGAAGACCUAGGUUCGAAUCUCUGUGUGGAGUUUGCAUGUUCUCCCCGUGCGUGGGUUUUCUCUGGGUUGAUGGGUUCCAAAAACAUGCAUGUUAGGUUAAUUGGCGACUGUAAAUUGUCCAUAGAUAUGAAUGUGAGUGUGUAUGAUCGUCUAUGCAAUAUGUGCCCUGCGAUUGGCUGGCGACCAGUCCAGGGUGUGCCUUGCCUCUCGCCCGAAGUCAGCUGGGAUAGGUUCGAGCAUACCCCCGCAACCGUAAUUAGGACAAGUGGCAUGGUAUGCCAGUAUGACUGAUUGCCGACAGUGGAGCCUGCAGGUGAGAACAAGUCUAAAACAGUUGCCAUGGCUUGAAUAAAAGAGUCCAGAAUCAUGAUCGGUUGCCAGUCUGUCAACUUGUCACAGUCAUAAACAAAACAACCCAAACCUUUCCAGUGCAAGGCUUAGCGAGGGAAAUGUGUGGGGUAGAAUAAUCAAUCAUGAAAAUACUUCCAUUGUGAUGAUGUCAACAGCUGCAUGUGUGUGAUCAAAAUGCACGUGACUUUCAUUGAUGUCGGCAAAAACACUGUGUACAGAACAGUGCAGACGAUCCUCAGACAUGAAGGUCAUGCCCUCAGGUACCAGAGGGGUGACAGCGUUGAGCAACUGGAGACCAAGUGCGCAUGAAGUCAUGCUCCAGUUGUACACGUACAACGGAGGGGUCGUGGCAAAGGUCAGCAUGUAUGUCAGGCGUGCACGAGUAAUCACAAUACCAUCAAGGGUACAACUUAAAAUCAUGCCCAAACUUAGCAGUCAAAUCUUUCCCUAACAAAUUUACCGGGCAAACAGAUGACAAAACAAAUUUGUCUUUCAGGUCCGUGGUUGUCCCUUCACAAGUCCAGCUGCAAACAGCUGACUUUGAAAAGGGUUUGCUCACCAAGCCACCAUUAGCACACUGUGAGGUACAUGAGUGAUCACUUUUGGGCAGAAGUACUUCAGAGGCCUUUAUAACAGAAUUAGUGGCGCCACAAUCUACAAGAAAUUAACUUCUUUACCAUUAAUAAUAAGAGUUGUGUUGGAAUCAAGGUAGGCAGUAUUCUGCAACAAUGUGUAAGGAUUAUUGUUGUUGGUGUAUGAGUCAGUGUCCUGUCGAGCAAAUGUGUCUGUACAUCACCAACUGACAAGUGAGGGUCGGCCUGGCAUCAGUCGGCAGCAUUGGCAGAUGAACCGGGUGUCCACUUGUCUUCCCCGCGAUGUGAAUGUCCAGAAUCAUGGCCACGCCCACAUCCAGAGUAGGCUGCGCAGAUGAGGACAGUCGUGAGCCUAAUGUCCCUACGUCCUUAGCCUCUCCCACACUGGCGGUCCGGAGUCACAUGUUUGGCCCAGCAAUGAGAGACACAUCGUGCACCCUGAACCUCCUCCAGUAGUGGAGGUCGUGACAUGGGUAGAGGACUGGGAAUGGCGGUAUUUUCAGGCGCAGGAUUGGUCUUCAGGGCGGGCGGUCCUUGGGCGGGCGGCAGCGUGGAACCCACUGGUCGUCCAAGGCCCCUGAAAGUCCGGGCGUGGACAACCUCGGAUACAGGUCAAAUGUCAGUGGUGCGGCAUAUGGUGGAGAAAAAGGAAACAAAAAAGGGUUAGUGAGAGAUAAAGACAGCAAAGCUUUUUCUUCCUGACUUGCAAGUGUGGUGUCUGUGUCUUUCUCAUUUUUCUAUGUCCCUGCAGCUUGUUCACUUUGUUUCUUACCUUCCUUUUCCCAUGUUUUCAAACAUUUUUAAUGGAUUUCCCCUUCUUCAAUUUAUCUUUUUCUUUCUGUAAACUUUCACACAAAGCCAAAUGUCUUUUGUGUAUUUUAUUAUCAAAGCUUCGAGUCACCACUGGACAGAGGGCAGUCUCUCCAAAAGCGCCAUCUGUCCAGAAGUGCGAGGAACAAGGACACCAACAGGCAUAUAUUAGUGUAGGAAGAUACAGGAGUGAGGAACAUUUUAUUUUUUUCUUCUGUAAGGAGUAAAUACUCCUGUUAUUCAAAGCAAGACAGCUAUGAUCUGAAGCUACCUAGAUGAAAGAAGCAGUGAGAGAUGAGAUGUCAGAGAGUCGCCAGACCCACGUGACGCUACACGAUAUUGAUCCCCAGGCUUUGGAGCAGCUCGUCCAGUACGCCUACACAGCAGAGAUUGUGGUCGGGGAGGGUAACGUUCAGACGUUGCUUCCGGCGGCAAGCCUGCUGCAGCUCAAUGGGGUGCGAGAUGCCUGCUGCAAGUUUCUCCUCAGCCAGCUGGACCCCUCCAACUGCCUGGGCAUCCGAGGCUUUGCCGACACGCACUCGUGCAGCGAUCUUCUCAAGUCGGCACACAAGUACGUCCUGCAGCACUUUGUGGAGGUCUCCAAGACGGAGGAGUUCAUGCUACUGCCGCUGAAACAGGUUCUGGAUCUGAUCUCCAGUGACAACUUGAACGUUCCAUCUGAAGAGGAAGUGUACCGGGCCGUGCUAAGCUGGGUUAAACAUGACAUAGAUGGGCGCCGGCCACAUGUACCAUGGUUGAUGAAGUGCGUGCGGCUGCCGCUGCUGAGGCGAGACUUCCUCAUGAGUAACGUGGAUACGGAGCUGCUGGUGCGUCAUCACUCCGAGUGCAAGGACCUGCUGAUCGAAGCACUCAAGUAUCACCUGAUGCCCGAGCAGCGAGGCGUGCUCAGUAACAGCAGGACACGGCCACGGCGCUGUGAGGGUGCCAGCCCCGUACUCUUCGCUGUCGGUGGUGGCAGCCUUUUUGCCAUUCAUGGAGACUGUGAGGCAUAUGACACCAGGACGGAUCGCUGGCAUAUGGUGGCCUCCAUGUCCACUCGGCGGGCCCGGGUUGGUGUGGCAGCCAUUGGGAACAGACUUUAUGCUGUCGGAGGGUAUGAUGGUACCUCAGACCUGGCAACUGUGGAGUCAUAUGACCCCAUCACUAACUCCUGGCAACUGGAGGUUUCCAUGGGAACACGGAGGAGCUGUUUGGGCGUGGCGGUGUUGCAUGGACUGCUGUAUGCUGCUGGGGGAUAUGAUGGCGCUUCCUGCCUCAAUAGUGCAGAGCGUUUUGACCCUCUGACCAGCACGUGGACAUCUAUUGCUGCCAUGAGCACCCGCAGGAGAUAUGUUCGGGUUGCAACUCUAGAUGGCAACCUGUAUGCAGUGGGCGGUUACGACAGCUCCUCACAUCUUGCAACGGUGGAGAAAUACGAUCCUCAGAGCAACACGUGGACACCUAUUGCCAACAUGCUGAGUCGACGUAGCAGUGCUGGAGUAGCUGUACUGGACGGCAUGCUGUAUGUGGCGGGAGGGAAUGACGGCACCAGCUGCCUUAACUCCGUGGAAAGGUUCAACCCCAAGACCAACACUUGGGAAGGAGUGGCUGCCAUGAACAUACGCAGGAGUACACACGACUUGGUGGCUAUGGAUGGCUGGUUGUACGCCGUGGGAGGUAACGACGGCAGCUCCAGCCUCAACUCCAUCGAGAAGUACAGCCCCCGCAGCAACAAGUGGGUAGCAGCCUCCUGCAUGUUCACCCGGCGCAGCAGCGUGGGGGUGGCCGUGUUGGAGCUCCUCAAUUUCCCGCCACCAUCCUCUCCUACCCUGUCGGUGUCCUCCACUAGCCUUUGACACGGGGUCAUCGCUUGGCUGACCUCAGCCUCUACUACUACGGCCCAGACCGGCUCUGGGAAGAGACGUAACUGCUCGGUUUGAGGAGAUGGAGGAGGAAGAGUAGAGGUGUGAAUGAGGCUCCUAGCUUGGACGAACAUACAUUUCCUAACAUCAGAAUAACACUUUAAAAGAAGGUUGGACAACAAAAAUUGUACCUGCUUAUCCUGUUGAAGGUCAAAUGUGAGCUGGAGCUUACCCCAACUGAUUUAGGGCAAGUGAUGGUGUGCAACCUGGACUGGUCACCACUCAAUCAGAGAACACACACAGACAAACAACCACACUCAUAUUCACACAAUUUAGAGGCUUAAACCCUUGAGGCUCCUUAAAUAUGAAGUUACACUUCAUAAGCUUCGGUGCCAAAACAGUCCCUCUCAUAAUAAAAAUAAAACAAAACAAAAUAAAAAUGUAAUAUAUGAGUUAUUUAUUUUUAUUCUUACCACAUGAAAUUGUGUCACAAUUUCAGACCCAUCCAGAGAUAUGUUGAAUUUUUUUUAUUUAUUAUUUUGUAUUGUAUUUGUAAAAUGUGUUUUAUUUUCUUAAGCACCCCUGAUUUUUUUUUCAAUAGGAAAACCUAAAAUAUGCAAUAUUUUCCAAAAACAAGCAAGUCGGAAUAUUUGGGAUAAAGUCAAUACACCCUUGUUAAUAUCAAUAGUUAUGCGAGUUCAUUAUUACAAUUAUUUUUAAAAUGUGCUUUGGAUUUGACAAAAAUUUGUCCAGAAGGUAAAUAUAUAUACAGUAUAUACAAAUAGUAUAUAUUCUAUAUAUAUUUGUAUAUAUAGUACGUAUUCUGUACACUUAUAUAAUUUUAAAGGUCAAAUGAGCAGAAUGUACACAUUUGGUGCCCCAAGGUAUCUCGGUGUUAACCCUAACAUGCAUGUUUUUGGACUGUGCAUGCAAACAUGAGGACCUUGACAGAACCCAUGCAAGCACACAAUAGACAGAAAAAAGGUACAUUUGAAAUGUUUUCACUGUCUGUUCAACUGUCCAGUUGCCCCAUUCACAUGCAAGCCUUCUCAAGAGUACAAACAUAUUCUGACCAACCUCACUUCAUUUCCCAUCACUGUCAAACCACGGUGGACCCUUCUAUCGUGCACACCUUACUUUGGUUUCAUGUUCUGGUGUCUGCAGUCUCACAAGAGACUUUUAAUGAAACAUGCAUUUAGAAUGUAGCGCUUUGGAUGGUUGAUUAUCACAGUGCAUGUUUACUCCAUGGCAUUGACUCCCAAACAGGAGGUUAAAAUGUGGUAGUGCUGCUAAUGCCACACUAGGUGGCAGUAAUAAUGCAAAUGUUAUUAAACCCCUCUCCCACGGCAUGGACACUGACACGAGAGCAGCCCAGCCAGGACGUCAUGGUUUUUCUGUGUUUUUUUUUUUUUUUUUACGUUAAACAAGGGAGACUCAUGGAGAAUUUUAAUGUGUAUAUAUAAAGAUGUGUAAAUGCUAAUAUAUUUAAUUUGAAAAAGUUCAGAGAAAGACGCCUAUUUAAGAGUGUUGUAAUAUAUUUAUGUGUGACAUAUGCAUAUUGUCAUUGGACAUUUUGCGAAGAGACUUUGUGCAAGACAGGUAGUAUGUUUGUGUUUGGAGGUUAUCUUAGAUCGGUAUUAUUUAUGUGUCAUUUGCUUCUAUUAGGGAUGGGUAUUUGGAAAAUUAGCAAGGAUUUAAUUGAUUAAUUGUCUCAGAAUUGUCUGAACUCCUGUUUCCAUGCCAGCAUUUGAGCUCAAUUUCCGAAAGUUUUAGUUGAUUACUAUGCCUGUCCCUGGAGUCCUAUGUUUGACCAUAUGUAUGGUUAUUAUGUGACACGCCAUACUUCAUGUCUUGUUUUUAAUGCCACUUUAUGUUGUUCACACAAGGACACAAAUGACCUCUGCAUACAAUAUAAGGAAAACAGCAUGCAAAAAUGAACGGCAGCAUUCCUACUGAGAUAUCUUCAUUCUAUUUUACAUUCCUUUAAGCUGACUCCUUUUUAAUAGUGCAAAAUAUGUCUGCUUUAACCCUAACAUUUCAUAUUUCUCUUGAACGCACAUCAUCUAGAAGGUAGUUGAAAAGUCAGUAAAAAGGGCCUCACAUGGACAACUACAAACUACCACGAGACAUGGCCUGUUUUGUUGAUUUCACCUCCUACCUUCCUACCUAGUGGACCCAGUGGGAUAAACCUAGUCAAGUCUUAUGGAGAUGCUGUUAGUCUUUAAAUCCAUCAGAGAUGGACAAAGAGCCACAAGGUGUAAAUACAGCUAAAUCAAUCCGUGUUGUGCAAUGUCAACAGUGACUGUAGCUCCUUUUUAGUUUGUGCCUCAUUAUGUAUUGAAUGUUUAUGUUCAAACUUUAAAAUACGAAUUUUGCACAAUUGUGGAUGGAGCAAUAAACUUGAAAAAAAAUGAAAUAAAGUUGUUCCAAAUGUGAUACACAAACACACACUUGAUUCUGGUG
Dunckerocampus dactyliophorus (ringed pipefish) is the source of this 7581-nucleotide messenger RNA. RefSeq names its product kelch-like family member 17 (gene klhl17). Gene Ontology annotation, molecular function: protein binding. Lineage: Eukaryota; Metazoa; Chordata; Actinopteri; Syngnathiformes; Syngnathidae. The coding region runs from base 3532 to 5112 and encodes 526 amino acids. The transcript has 11 exons. The record is from RefSeq and is a predicted model, not a curated record.